Molecule: messenger RNA, 5034 nt
Organism: Peronospora farinosa
Lineage: Eukaryota; Oomycota; Peronosporomycetes; Peronosporales; Peronosporaceae
Source: the annotation of a GenBank genome assembly
AUGCUCGCCGACCAGGGAGCCUUGGCAUGCCUCCUCGCAAGCAGUGAGGCCUGCAUGCACGACGGCCCCGCCACUCCACCCAGCACAGCCGUUGCCAUGGACGUGGAUGAAGGGGCCCUAUGGACGGCGCCGUCGCAGCACCCCCUGUCGCCGCCACGAGAGCUUCGUGUGGCAGGCAAGCGUCGGCGUCUCAACGACGUCGACGACGAAGACCAACGGGAGCUGGCCGAGCUCUCGCAGCUUGUCGACGAGGACGAGGCUGGGAUUCCUACCCUUGCGCUCAGGCCAUCCGCGGCCAGCACUAUACCGGCCUCUGUCCUCUCCGUGUUCGUGCACAACGCGCAACACUUCCAGUGCACGUUGUGCACGUACACGGCUGCCAGCUUCGCGUCCCUGACACGUCAUCGAGUCUCUAGGCACCGCCGCAUCGCCUUCAUGGACCGGUUCUCGGCAGGUUGUGCGUGUGGCACCCCCUUCACGUCGAGGCUGGCUGCAGCAACACACGCGCAAGCGUGCACCAGCCUCCAGACUACCUCUUUGGCUGCGACUGCGUCAGCAGCAGGGGAAUUGAGCCCCACUGCUGGCGCAGUCAACGCCCCCGCUACGGUGGCGUCUGUUACGCCUCGACUGCCCCGUUCUGACUUCACGGUGCUCGCUGUGUCCCCCCCGCAGCUGAGCACCACCAGUGCUGACAGGUCCAGGUCUAGUGUACCCCGAUGGGACCCACCGCUGCCCCGGGAGCUGAUAGCGUCUCGCGUCGCCGCUCGCCUCGAUGAGGUUCCAGCCCCUCGCUGGGGACCGCCACUACCGCGCAGUGUGGUGACGUCUCGAAUCGCUGACCGCCUCCUUCCACCGGAGCUGGAGGAUGAGGAGACCAAGGAAGAGACCACGGAAGAGGAAGACAGUCCGGCCGGUGGCAGGGCCGUUGACGAUGAAGAAGAAGAUGCAGAUGAAGACGGUGGCGAGUGGCUUCUGCGCUUUGACGGUGCCUGCCGGGCUAACCCUGGACCAGGCGGUGCUGGAGCAGCACUCUUCAAGCCAAGUGGUCCUGUAGUGUGGACAUGCUCUCACUACAUGCCCAGCAGCAGCGAGACCAACAAUACAGCUGAGUACACGGCGCUGCUGCUCGGUGCAAGGGCCGCCGCCGAUCAUGGCGCCACCCACCUGCGUGUGGAAGGUGACAGCACCCUCGUCAUCCAGCAGGUGAGGGGAAUCUAUGCUACACGUAGCACGCGCCUUCGCAAGCUCAGGAAUGGUGUCAAGGCCGAGCUAGCGAGGAUGGUCCAGGUCACGCUGCACCACAUUGACCGCCAAUCGAACGGACACGCGGACCGCCUCGCGAAUGCUGCGAUGGAUCGGCGUGCCUCCAAGAUGGAGUGUGGGGUGCAUCCUGCUGAACAUGGCGGUUCAUGCACCUCGCUGGAAGUCUCAGGCUCUACAGCAGUGAACCCGCCUGCUCGUCCUGCGCCUCCGCCAGCUGCGGUCGAGCCUCCUGCGGUUGUCGACGUGGCAGACGUCGACGACGACAUGGCAGACGUCGACGACGACAUGGGCGACAUCGACGACGACAUGGGCGACAUCGACGAUGGAGAAGUCUACGCUGCGAUGCGUGUCGGCCCAGAGGCAGUUCCCCAGCGUCGGCCGCGUCUCCGUCUGCGCAACUUGGACGACGAUGAACGCGAAGCGGUGGAUACGUUGGUGGGGCGGCUGGCUGCUACGCUUGCUGCCAAGAUUUCGGACGCUAGUGACUGGGAGGCAGCGGAGGGUUACAUCACUGCCCUCCCGCAUGCGCUUUACGAUCGACUCCAGCCAUACGCCCAGCCCCAGCGACGGCAGCAUAGCCAACCGCUCCCUCCACAACCAGUCCAGGAGCGGCAAGCGACACGGCAGCAGAGACAGCGGGUCCCCGAUCACCGUGACGAGAACGCAGCACCGACUCUAGAGACGCCAGGGAAUCGACGAGGAGAACGUUGCUCACGCCGCCGCCGUGGACGAGCCGGUGGUGCGACAAAACGCCGACGGCGCCCACGACCGCCACGUGUGACACGACACCACCGGGAGCACCGGCUAGACGAAGCUCUCGAUGAGUUGCAUGCCGUAGGACGCAGCGACCCCAGCAACCGCAAGGCGGUGGCCAAGGCACGUCGUCGUGUGGGGAGGAUUAAUUCCUCCAUCACGCAACAACGCCUACGGCACCAGUUCGACACCGCAGAGAAGGCCUGCGUUGACGGUAUCCUUGCAGCUGCACGGACCAAGCGCGUGUCGGUGGAGAAUGCAUCCACGCUGUCGGAUGCUCUCCCCACGGAUGAGGUGGACACAGGUAUCUGCCCCAUCCCGGGCGACCAACUUCAUGACUACUUUGCGACGGUGUCUACCCCGGGGCGCGCCUUCAACGCUAUGGAUCCAGUGGGUGCCCCCUUCCGCUCGGCCCUUGCCCGCCUGCCUGCAGCGACAAGUGCCAUGGAGCUGCUCAUGGAAGCGCCUUCCCCGGACGACAUCGAGGACCAGCUUCAGCGUGCACGUGGCAGCUCCAGUCCGGGGCUCGACGGUGUCGGGUACGAUAUCUUCAAGAUGUUCGCGGCGCAGCUCCUGCCUGCGCUGCAUGCAGCAUUCGCGUGCUGUUGGAGAUACAAGAGGGUUCCACAGAGCUGGAAGGUCGGCGUGGUGCGCCUGCUGCACAAAAAGGGUGAUCGACUCGCACCUACCAAUUGGCGGCCGAUUUGUCUGCAGCAGGCCAUCUACAAGCUCUACGCUGGCGUCUUGGCACGGCGCUUCACUCGGUGGUUGGACGUCAACGGACGUCAUGCAGACGCACAGAAAGGCUUCCGGGCGAUGAAUGGCUGUGGAGAGCAUAAUUUCCUCGCAGCCACGCUCAUCGAUCAAGCUCGCCGCAAGCAUCGCGAGCUGCAUGUCGUGUGGUACGACUUCGCCAACGCCUUCGGCAGCGUGCCACAUGAUUUGCUCUGGGAGGCGUUGCAGCGGCAGGGUGUACCGCCUGAGUUUAUUGCUUGCUGCCGUGGUCUCUACGCUAAUGCAGCGUUCACCAUUGGCAACGCCAAGGACGGGACUACUGCGCCGAUUGCGUUGCAGGUGGGGGUGUUCCAGGGAUGCCCUCUCAGCCCUCACCUUUUUACCGCUGCUAUCGCUCCGCUGCUUCAUGCCCUCAAGAGUCUGCCAGAGACUGGUGUUCAACUCUCCAGUGUGGACCGUCCCGGUGCUGCCGCCUACGCUGAUGACCUCAAGAUUUUCAGCAGCACCGUGGAUGGUAUUAAGCGUCAGCAUUCGGUUGUCCAAGACUUCCUGCGCUGGACUGGCAUGGCGGCCAACCCCUCCAAGUGCAGCACUCUAUCCGUUCAGCGGGACAGUCGUGGCCUCCAUCAGCCUUGCGACCUUGGAUUGAAGCUGGAUGGCACCCCGAUCCCUGCCCUCAGCGCGUCGGACUCGUACAAGUACUUGGGGAUCGGGGAUGGAUUCGACCACGUGCGACGACGCGUGGAGCUCGCCCCAGCACUGACCGAGCUCAAGCACGACGCGACGGCGCUACUGCAGUCUGGGUUGGCGCCGUGGCAAGUGGUCAAGGCGAUCAAGGUGUACUUGUACCCGCGCGUCGAAUAUGCCCUCCGGCACCUGCGACCGUUUGCUCAACAGCUGGAGGGCUUCGACAGACACUUGGUUCGUGGCCUUCGCCACCUGUUACGGCUGCCGGUCAACGCGACCUCUGCAUUCUUCUACACACCGGUGUCGCGUGGCGGAUUGGGGUUCCUGCCAUUGACGGAGCUGCACGGUGCUCUUCAAGUGGCGCACGGAUGGCAGAUGCUGAACUCGCCUGAUCCUGCCAUCCGGCGUAUUGCAUGCCAGCAGCUUCGUCAGAUUGCCGAUGCGCGGUACCGACUGGACGUUCAGGUGUGGAAGGACCGUGACGAGGAGCUGGGCGAGCUCCUCCUCAACAGCAAGCUCGCGACGUCGGACCCAGCCCCGCCCAAGCGACGCAGUGCAGAUAUCGGUUCGCUGUGGUUCGACAUUCGAGGGCACCUCCACCGUUUUGGUCUCCAGUUUGAGAUGUCGCCAGCGGUGGAGGAGACUGGGACACCUUCCAAGCGGCUGCAGCUUCGCGUGCCCCACCAUAGUGCAUGGUUGGACCACCGUACAGUCCUCAGGCACGUGAAGCUGCACCUCAAGAACAAGUACUGGAAGCGAUGGACCUCGAUGAAGGAUCAAGGGAAGGGUGCUCGCGUCUUUGGCGAUGCUGGGAGCGCCUUCCUCACGCGGCCCCGUGGACUGUGGGAGACGGACUACCGCUUUGCAGUGGCUGGUCGUCUCAACCAGCUUGACACACACAGUGUCCUCAAGCGCCGGCGUCUCCGUGCGCAUGACAAGUGCAGGUUUCCGGGUUGUUCUCGCUCUGAGACGCUGGCACAUGUGCUCAACCACUGUGCCGGCACCAUGGACGCGGUUCGCACCCGCCAUGAUGAAGUUUUGAAGACCAUCGAGCGCAAGAUUGCUUCCUCAACAAGCGCCGACGGCGAUCGUGUCGAGCUUCGGGUCAACCAGACGGUGCCGUCGCUCCCUGGACCGGCGUUGCGACCCGACCUCCAGAUCUACAACCACACUAAGCGAACGGUGUCGGUUGUAGAUCUGGCAGUGGCGUUCGAAGAACAAGCUGCCGACGACCCAAGGACGUCUUCGCUCGCAAGGAUCGCCGAGAUCAAGCGCACCAAGUACGACUGCGUCAAGCGUCACCUCGAGCGUCAAGGAUGGACCGUGCAGCUUUCGGCGCUGGUGUAUGGGUCACUUGGAGCGGUCGCCGGUGGUAACCUCGCGGUUUACACCGAGCACCUCGGUCUGCUCAAGUGUGAUGCAAGGCGGCUGGACCGACAAUUAUCUGUCGACUGUAUCGCGUCCAGCCGCCGCAUCUGGAAUUUGCAUUGUAGCAUGCAUCGCGCGCGUCAGCAUCCAAGCGGCUCAAGAACAGCUUCUAGGGGCAGUCGAGUGACGGAGACCGGGGGGACUCCGUCACACAACGGCCACCGCUAG